Messenger RNA from Fonticula alba, 394 nucleotides. RefSeq lists its product as hypothetical. Lineage: Eukaryota; Rotosphaerida; Fonticulaceae. The record is from RefSeq and is a predicted model, not a curated record. The transcript has a single exon. The annotation marks the transcript as partial.
AUGCUGAAAUACCUCUACAACCUCGCCGCGCCAGCGGCCCCGGCCGACACGUCCAACACCGUUCUGCCAUACGACGAGUAUGCUGGCGCCGCGGGUCCCCCCUCUAGUACCUACCCCUCGCUCAAUGGGUCGCCCCUGCAUGCCUCCACGCUGGUCUUUAGCGUCAGCGCCCUGAGCAAGUCCCUCCAGCAGAAGCCCUGCUCCCAGGCGUCCGCCGCCCUGCCAGUGGCCCCGAACAAUGCCCUCACCUCGGCCAGCCUAUGCGGGUCGUGCUCCACCUCACGGUCAGUCUCCCGCUCCGGGUCCCAUUCGUCCUUCCGGUCAGACGAAUUCGUCAGCGACCGGCGGUGGCUCUUCCGUGAUGUCAGCUUCACCAUUGACAAUCACUCGCCAA